Messenger RNA from Capsella rubella, 369 nucleotides. RefSeq lists its product as uncharacterized. Bases 1 to 369 code for a protein of 122 amino acids. The record is from RefSeq and is a predicted model, not a curated record. The transcript is spliced from 2 exons. Lineage: Eukaryota; Viridiplantae; Streptophyta; Magnoliopsida; Brassicales; Brassicaceae.
AUGUUAAUAAUUCGGAAAUUAGUAAACCGCGAAUCCAAAACUGUAAGUUCUGAUGAUAAUAAUUUGAAUGAAACUAACAAGGAGAAAGAGGAAGACUGUGAUGAGUGUUGGCUUCGUCGGUUUUUGAAAAAAGGUGGGUGCAAGGAUGAAUUCAUAGAAGUUGAUCAUUGUGAGGACAGCAAGAAAUGUCGUGAUGCUAGAUUGAAGCUGAAUACAUGCAUGUAUGCUAACGUCAAUUACUAUGGACAGUAUCUGGCAAUGCAGAAAGCUAUGUUUACUCAGUCGUUAAAGGAUUUGGAAAAAGGGGAAGAGGCAGCGGCUGCUGCUGCAGCGAAGAAUGAAGAAGAAGAAGAGACUAAGGGAAAGUGA